AUGAAUGGGAUAACGGAAGCCGCAGUUCAAUCUCUCUUGCGAUCAUCUGAGGAUCUGAAGGUGGCACUCGAAGUCGAGGUCAUGCAAGACCACGGUGGCCUUUCAAGCUCUUCCGCAGCUGAACGAUCCAGACGUGUUGUGGCCGUAGUGUCACACAGAAAGGAUUACGUGGGAGAUGAAGAAGGCAGUGUGAUAAUUCUUAAGCGCACUCCGGGUCACUCCGUCGACGACUUGAGUAUUGAAGUUGCGUACCCGAUCUCUGGAAGUUUUUCGUUCUCUGUCGCGCAGGCACGGCGAAAAACUUUAGACCUUCGCGCAUCUGUGGGAGAGACUGCACUGAAUCAGUCGCGAUCAGAACUCACUUUGACUAUCAAGUAUGAGCUGUCUACUGGAACACGAAGCCAUACUUUGAUCGCACGAGAUACGCGGAAAUUGCAGUCCUUCACCGCAGAAUGCAGACGCUUGAAGGACAUAUUCACCUUUCUAUCUCCUAUAGAUUUGCGCAUGGUUAACACGCCGUUGCACACACAACUUUCGCCAGCCAGUGCAGGGCUUCCAGGAGACGAUACGGCCGAUAUCGGCAUUGUCCGCAAAUAUUGGAUCUACAACAAGGCAAUCGAAGAAGCUUCCACUGGGUCAUCGACGCGCUUGCUCAUCCGCACAGGGACAUUCAAUGUCAAUGGGAAGAUGCCGUCGCAGGACCUCUCUCCCUGGCUCAGACCAACGAAGCAUGAAUCAGAGAACUCUGGAUGGAUCUCACCUUUGAAAUCAAUUUCGCCACUCGACAUACCUUCAGACCCAAUCGAUGAACAGGUAGCCAGCAGCCUAGGAGCCGUCACAUUGGCUGGUGAAAGCUUGAACAACGACGUAAUUGCCUCUGAUCCAGAUCUCCUUGUACUAGGCUUCCAAGAACUGGACCUUUCAACCGAAGCCCUGAUAUAUGCCACCAGCGCCGUCAGGGAAGAUGCAUGGGUGGAAGCCAUCUUUGCUGGGUUGGGUGAGAAAGGUAUUCUCUAUGAAAAGAUCGCCUCAAAACAACUGGUCGGCAUGUUUAUCGUUGCAAUUGUGAGGAAGUCGCGUCUGCAAUGCUUUGGCGACGUCAGAUUUAGUACCGCUGGUGCAGGAAUUAUGGGCAUUAUGGGCAAUAAAGGCGCAACAGCGAUACGGAUGACAUACACACCUUCAGCUCCACAGAUCUCGUCGAGCCCCAUAGUGCUCACUUUCGUUAACGCACAUCUCGCAGCAUUUGAUGAAAUGAUAGAGAGGCGAAACUUCGACUUUCACGAACUUUCCAGGCGCCUAGUCUUUGAUCAGACUGACGGGCUUGAUUCUGAUGCUAAUAUAGCACUGGAGACUCCGAGACAGAUUGUUGGGUUGUUUGAAAGUGACGUAUUAUUCUGGAUGGGAGGUUUGAUCGAUCUCGCUGAUGGGGAUAUCAGAGAAUUAUUAUCGUCUGUUCCAGGCACGGGUAACAUCCCACUUUUGCUGAAGUAUGAUCAGUUGAAGACAGCUAUCUCAAGCGGGAAAGCAUUUAUUGGCUUUUCGGAACAUGCAAUUACACAUAUGCCUUCGUAUAGAUACGCGUCAAAUACGUCAGAAGAUGCUCCGGGAUAUGACAGAAAGCGCAAACCCGCGUGGACGGACCGCAUUUUGCACAUGUCGGCUCCUAGUAUACCGGUCACGCAACGUUCAUAUCGCAGUCAUCCGCAAAUAACGAUGAGUGAUCAUCGUCCCGUGUCAGCUGAUUUUGAUUUGAAUGUAUCGACUAUUGACAAGCAGAGACGUGAGAUCGCUGCCUCCAGGCUGUACCGGGAAUUAUGGGGCGUGGAACAAUCCUCUCAGACGCCGAAAGUCAAGCUACAGCCAACGGAAUUGGACUUUGGAAAAAUCCCCUGCGUUUACCGAUUCGUUGCUGCAGAUGCUGAACAGUCAAUCUGUCCACAAUGGCUUAAAAUUGAUCCUGUGAUAGGCCUACUUCGUCCAGGUGAAUCGUUGACCACGACUGCCACAGUGUUUGUCGAUGACUUGUCUGCGUCGCGGCUGAAUCUUGCACCACCGCGCUUGGAUUGUACCCUCAUACUACACGCUGCUCUGGGUAAAGAUCACUUCAUCUCUGUCGCUGGCGAAUACCAAUAUACUUGCUUUGCGAAUAAGCUUUCCAGACUUACACGACUUUCUGGUCCCGUGCGAUCUAUGAAGUCUCCGAACGAUGGAAUAUCUCAGCGGCAGUCGGUCAAUGCCCCGAGGGAGAUCAUGAAGUUAAUCAAUUGGUUGAUGACCCAUCUCACUGAUCCAAAUGAUCUAUUCAACAGUACUCCUGAAGAGAGCAUAUGCGUGACCAUCAGAGAGUGUCUUGAUACAGGAGACCAGUUGCCGUCCCUCGAGUCUCGAGAGGAACACGGCCCACUCGCGACUGCAAUAACUUCUACACUGGUACAGCUGUUGGACUCGUUAGUAGAUUCUGUGGUGCCUGCACACCUUCAUGCGCGGUGUCUGCAAAUGACAAAUAGAGAUGAAGCAUUCGAGCUACUGGAUGAAUUCCCUCCUGAAUCAGUCAAUGUAUGGAUCUCGCUUACUGCAUUCCUCCAUUACAUGUCCUUGCAAAAGCUGCCGUCACAGCCAGUGACAGAUCAAGCGGGCAUGGCAGAAAGGCUGGCGACUGUAUUUGCACCAGUAUUACUGCGUGAUGACGCAACGGGGCUUCACGUCCCCGUAUCUCCCAUUGGAAAGCGGAACUUCUUGCUUCACUUUAUUGGCUGA
Suillus paluster is the source of this 2760-nucleotide messenger RNA. RefSeq names its product DNase I-like protein. The coding region runs from base 1 to 2760 and encodes 919 amino acids. Gene Ontology annotation, biological process: signal transduction; phosphatidylinositol dephosphorylation. Lineage: Eukaryota; Fungi; Basidiomycota; Agaricomycetes; Boletales; Suillaceae. The transcript is spliced from 23 exons. The record is from RefSeq and is a predicted model, not a curated record. Gene Ontology annotation, molecular function: phosphatidylinositol-4,5-bisphosphate 5-phosphatase activity.